AUGUUAACUGCACUUUCAAAAAUUUUAAAUUAACAUUAGUCUGAAUACAAGCCAUCCACUAACAAGUUGAGCUAGACUGGUGAAAUCAUCUACAAAGCUCUUAUUGGUGAUAUUGGUGGUACAAAUAUUCGUCUCAGACUUAUUUCUUUUACUAAGCAUGCAAGAAUCCCUACUGUUAUUAAGUCAAGUGAAAAUAUGAAAACUAACCAAUUUAACUCCUUCACUGAUGCUAUCGCUAAAUUCCUUGAAGGUGUGGAAGAAAUCGACUGGCCUGAGUUUGCAGGUAUCGGUAUGGCUGGUGCUGUUCUUGAUAACUAAAAUACUCUCACCAAUGCUCCUCAUUGGCCCAAAAUUAUUGGUAAUGAACUUGCCUAGUAAUUCAAAAUUAAGAAGUUCUAACUCUUUAAUGACUUCGAAGUAGCCAGUUAUGCUUGUCUCAACUUAACCAAAGAAGAAGUCAUCCAAAUUAAUACUGCUUAGGAAAUACCCAACAAAAUUAAGACUGUUUGUGGUGCUGGUACUGGAUUAGGUGUUGCUAAUAUCAUCCCUUAUCCUAAGUAUCCUGAAAGCUCUGAAUAUGUCUAUUAAGUAUGGCCUGGUGAAGGUGGUCAUGGAUCUUUUGCUCCUAUUACCAAAACUUAAUAGGAAUUCGUUGACUUCUUAUUGAAAUACUUCCCUGAACGCACUUAAAUUGCUUUAGAAUAUGCCUUCGUAGGUCCUGCUAUUCCCUACAUGUAUGCUUUCUUCAAAAAUAGACAUUAAGGUUCAGAAUUAGCUUUAGAAAAGGCUGAAGGAGCUCACCACAGCUUUGAUGUUGAUGAAUACCACAGAAUGAAGAGAAGUAAAGAUGAAAAGGAAAGAGAAAAGGCUAACUUCCCCAGUCACCUCAUUUUUGAAUAUGGUGUUUAAGCAAAGGAUGCAAUUUGUGAAGAAGUUGUUAAAUUCUUUGUUAGCAUAUAUGAAACUGCUAUUGGUGAUAUGGCUGUAAGAAAUUUACCUUAUUCAGGUAUCUACUUAGUUGGCAGCAUGAGUUUAGCUGUUCUUCCAUACAUUCAAAAGAACUAAGCUACCUUCAUGAAGGAAUACUAUGACAACAGACCCUACUUAAAGGAUGUCUUUGAUAAGAUUCCUAUUUAUAUUGUAAAAGAAAAGGAUAUUGGUCUCGAUGGUGCAUACGUUGUAACUAGAUAAAUGGUACAAUCAUAUCUUUCAUCGAUUCCUGCCUAGUGA
Messenger RNA from Tetrahymena thermophila SB210, 1230 nucleotides. Its product is annotated as glucokinase. The record is from RefSeq and is a predicted model, not a curated record. Lineage: Eukaryota; Ciliophora; Oligohymenophorea; Hymenostomatida; Tetrahymenidae. The transcript has 5 exons. Gene Ontology annotation, molecular function: ATP binding; glucokinase activity; D-glucose binding. Gene Ontology annotation, biological process: glycolytic process; glucose 6-phosphate metabolic process.